AUUAUAUUUAAACUAUGGAAGAAGAUAAGAAAACGAAGGAAUUGAGUGAAGAUAAUAGCAUUACAGUUCUUCAAUCCAUCAAUGACAAGAGCAGACAAGAUGAAUUUAAGUCAGGUACAAGAAAAGAUAGUAGGAGUAACUAUCCGACUAAUCCAAAAGAAGAUCAACAUCUAUCCGUAAGAGACAAUUCUGAUUUUGGCCCUUCUGAUACUUUGAGUAUUGCGUCAGCAAUAGAGGAAGAGGAUCUUGAAAAGAUUCCCCCAAAUUUUGAAGAUGCUCGGAUCCAUCAGAAUGCUCAGAGAGUAAAAUAACUUGGAUAGUAAUAAAGACAAUAAAGGGAAGAUUCAGGAUAAGAGGUAUUACUGACAGUGUUGAAAGAUGCCCACCACUAACACCCAGCCCUUGUAUCCUCUGUGUCAGGAUACCAAGAUCCUGGAGGAUCUUGGUAUUGGCUACCCUUUGUAUUUCCUGUUCAAGAAAUACAUUGGCUGCAUCUAUGCGGUGAUCGUGCUGUGAAUCUCUGUGGUCGGCUUGGUCCUGUAUUCCAAUCCUGAUAAUGGAGAGGAGUGGAUGGGACCUGAUGAAAAUGCUCCAUUUAUUAUUAGAGUGUCCAUUGGGAAUAUUGGGAAAAUAGCGAACAGAUAUGAAUCUGGAGAUGUCAAUAUAAUGAUCAUUAUCAGCACAAUUAUCUUGACAGCCAUCUUUAUUUCUUAUGUUCUUUUCCAACAAUUUCAAAAAGACUUCAUAAACAAGAUAGAUGAGGGUCUAAUAUCUCCAGCUGAUUUCACUGUAAUGGUAUCCAAUAUUCCCCAUGACAAAAAUAAAGCUGACUUAAAAACAUGGCUCUGCAAGCAUGUCGAAACAGAUGAAAAAGAAGUAAUUGAUAUAAACUUGUGCUAUGAUAUUCACUCCGAAGUUAAGGAGAUUCAAAAGAUAAUUGAUCUUAAAUAAACUAGUUCAGAACUAUGACUUAUUAAGUCAAAAACAGAAAAUGAAGUACACCAAGAACCAACUCCGCAAGGAGAUUAAACAAAAGGAAAAGAAUGUUGGGGAUAUUAAGCAGAGAAUCUUAGAUGAUAAUUCAAAGGAUCAAUUCACUGGCAAAGCCUUUGUUGUCUUCAACAACCAAGCUGACCCUGAGAAUUUGAUCAAUGAAUUCAAAAGAUCACUUAUUCGGAGAAUUUAUAACCACAUAGUUCUAAAGUGGCUUAAAGUCAAAAGUGAACGCUUCCAAGAUGAUAGAUGGUGGGACGGCAAAAGAAUUGAUAUAGAAAGAGCAGCCGAGCCAACUAAUAUAUACUGGGAGAACAUGGCAGUCAAACCUAAUGAAAGAUUCUGGAGAAGCCUUGCAACAUAUGGGGUCGCUUUCAUCUGCUUAGCGAUAGUCUUUGCCAUUAAUUUGGGAUUAUCCUUUGCAAGAGAUGCUCUUGAUGAUGAGGUAAACAGCUCAAAUAAUAAUGAAACAAGAAUAUAUGCAAUGAUAAUUGUAAUAUCUUUCAUCUCUUCUAUAUUUAUUGCUAUAAAUAACACUAUUUUGUUCAAAGUCAUUCGCUAUAUUUCUCAGUUUGAGAGACAUGAGACUUAUACAAAAAUGAAUUUAACAGUGUCUGUAAAAUUGACUGUGUGAGUGGUUAUCAACACUGGGGUGAUACCCCUGAUUGUUAAUUUGGGUAAGAAGCGCUGGUUUGGGAGAAGUGGGCUAGCUAUUGACAUGUUCUUUAUCCUACUAGCCAUCAAUUUCAUUACUCCAUCCCUUAGUCUCUUCAAUGUAGUUCAUUUUUGGAGAAAAUUUAGAUAUUGGUAUGAAGAAAGGAAAGGAGAAAAGUCUUCAAUGACUCAAAGGGAAGCGAACCAAUUGGCAGAAGGGGUUGAUUGGAAUCCUCCAUAUUACUAUGCAACUUCUGUAUCAAUCCUGAUUAUUACAUGCUUCUACACACCCUUGAUCCCCUUGCUUGCAAUAAUUUCAUUCUUUGGAUUGAUUUAUAAAUAUUGGGUUGAGAAAUAUGUGUUGUUAAGAAGAUGAAAGAUUCCUCAAGAAUUAGGAGAGCAAAUGGCAAUAAUGUUCAUCGGUGUUAUCCCAUUAUGCUUGUUCUUCUAUUCUCUUGGCCAAUUUAUAUUCAUCCAAACACUUUCUGAGGGUAAAAAUCAGCUUCCAUGGAUUCCCUUAGGAAUGAUGAUUUUAGCAGUGUUAGUAGUUUCCCCAGUGCUCGCUUAUCUUGAUCUUCAAACAAAGGUGAAGAGAGAUGAAAAAGCAACUUUUGAAAAAUACAAAAAUGAAUUCUUAACCGAUUACAACAGAUCAAAUCCUAUCACAUCUGAUGAUGCUAUCCAAGACCAUAUCCAGUCUCUUCAGAAGUUAAGGACAGUCAGAAAUACGAAUCAUUUGUUGACCAGAUUUAAGGAAUCCAUAAGGGCGAAGAUCUUCCCAGCGUUGGCCAAUGGAGGCAUAACCAUGACCAACAUGAUAAAUAAUACGAGAGAUCUCAACAACAGUGCUGAAGAGCUUAGCAGAGAUAUGGACCUAGGCGAUGAAGAAGAAGAGAAAAUACCUUAGAAUGCUUAAGCCCUCUUAAUUCAAAUAUUAA
Moneuplotes crassus is the source of this 2585-nucleotide messenger RNA. Lineage: Eukaryota; Ciliophora; Spirotrichea; Euplotida; Euplotidae. The record is from the annotation of a GenBank genome assembly.